Messenger RNA from Trichobilharzia regenti, 2466 nucleotides. The record is from the annotation of a GenBank genome assembly. Lineage: Eukaryota; Metazoa; Platyhelminthes; Trematoda; Strigeidida; Schistosomatidae.
AUGGAACAAUCACCAUUAUUCAAUGUUGGUGGUAGUGGUGCUGGUGGUCCAUCGGCGGCGUCGACUAUCAGUGCAUUGUAUGCUGGAUGCAGUCAAGCGCAUGAAUUCGAUGAUCCACCUAAUCUCCAAGAGAAAGUUGAACUGAUCAUGAGAAAUUGGAUUGAAAUCUACCAGAGUCCUAAACAACGUGAUCCAGCUACUAUUGAAGCUUUAAUAAGCCAACUGACACAAAUUGGUGUACUACCCAAUAUUCAUAAUUCUACUCGAUUUUUACGAUUAGCUACUAUAUUUGUGAUUGAAAGAGCCUUGAAACAGUUGAAAUUGCAAGAACAACAGCAACAACACCAACAUCAACAACACGCUCAAAUACCUAACGGUAGUGCUGCUACUGGUAACGGUAGUACUGCCAACGGAGCAGCCAAUCCAGCUAUUAAUCGUGUUGCCGCCUACGUGGAGUUAGAUGCUUAUGCUCGUCUAGUCACUAUCAUUGUUAGUCAGUUAGGCGAAACACCUCAAGGGGAAUAUCCUAAUGCUAAGGUUGCAUUGUUGAACAAAGUGUUGGGGCUAAUCGCUGGCACAUUACUUCAAGAGCAUGAAGUUCGUCGUGAUUUAUUUCACCCUAUGCCGUUUGAACGCCUGUUGGUUAUGUUGUUUGUGGAAUUACAAUCGCCAAGCGCAUUCCCAGCAAUACUUCCAUUCCCAAUCGGUAUUUCACCAAGAUCCGAUGAUGGUGGCAAUAUUCAUCAAAACAUUGAGACAGAUAAAAGCAAACAAAGCGAUAUUAGUGGUAGUGAUGCUCGAACUGCAGCCUCAUCGUUGAAGUCACUGGGUCCACUCACCCUUCAACAACAAUUACCUCUUAUCUUUUGUCAUUUGUUACACUGUUUACGACCGGAGAAAGCGACUGCAUUUGUAUUCUCAUGGCUUGAAAUGUUAGCGCAUCGUUGGUUUGUUGGACGUAUUCUCUGUGCUCCUGGGCCACCGAAACUUCGUGCUGCCUAUCAGGCAAUGUAUGCUCAAUUGUUAACUGAUUUACUAAAAUUUUUGGGUUAUUUCCUGCAGAAUGCUUUAAUGCCAAAACCGAUUCAGUGUUUAUACAAAGCAACUUUACGGUUGCUGUUGGUGUUAAUACAUGAUUUUCCUGACUUUGUCUCAGAUUAUUAUGCAUUGUUCUGUGAUGUUGUCCCGUCAAACUCUAUUCAAAUGCGUAAUAUUAUCUUGUCAGCUCUUCCGAAACGUGGCAUUCCGUCGGCUGAUCCUUUACAGGCUCCUCCAGUUGAUCACUUGGCAUCACUUGAAGAUCCUACUGGAUAUUGUAUGGAGGCUGGAUCUCGACUUCCAGAGCCAAUGCGAUGUGAAUUGGACGCCUAUCUUACUACACGAGCUCCUGUAAAAUUGUUGAGUGAAUUAGUCACUAUGCUGAGACGUGCUGAUGAUAUAAUGCCACCAUUACCACCGCCUCAAUUCGCCUAUCAUCCACAGCAACAGGCUAGACAUCAACAAGCUCUUGCAGCGUAUGCUGUAGCGCUGGCCGCCAAUGAUGUUGGCAGCUCAACAAACUCUAUGAAUAAAGGCGAAGAAGUGAAGUCCAGCGACGAUCAUUUCACAACGAAUCAAUCAGGCAACAAAACAGUUGGAAAGACUGGUACAUCAGAGUCGUGGGAAGCAAAUCCGUCUGACACUAGUGGUAGUAGUAGUAGUGAUACACUAACUAGUGGAGGAACUGGAUCGACAAGAUCUGCUACUGCCGCCUUACCCAGUACUGUAAAUGGAAGUUCUAGUGCCGCUUUAGCUGCUCUACUAUGGGGUGUACGUGCUACACAACAAUUGGCAACAUUUGGUCUCGCUGAUAGCAUGCAUUAUAAUAUUGAAUUAAUGACAAAUUUAACGCUGUAUGUUUGUAUCACAGCGAUACGUAGUCUACGUGAGAAAGGAAUGCCUUUGAAUAUGAGCACUAUUGCACAUACUCCACAAAUGGAUAUCAUACAAAGUCUAGUUUUAAAUCUUGAUAAUGAAGGUCGUUAUCUCCUGCUGAAUUGUAUGGCAAAUCAACUUCGUUAUCCAAAUUCGCACACGUAUUACUUCAGUUAUACCAUAUUGUAUCUAUUCUCUGAACAAUCUAAGGAACAAGUAAAGGAACAAAUAAGUCGUGUUCUCAUGGAAAGAUUAAUUGUUAACCGGCCACAUCCAUGGGGAUUAUUAAUGACUAGUGCGGAAUUAUUGCGUAACCCAGCUUAUCGAUUUUGGGAACAUGAAUUCGCUAGAUGUAAUCCAGAGAUUGAAGCAAUUGUGACAAUCGUUGCUCGUAGUUGUAUACCAAAUUUUCAAAUCCCUAAUGUUGUUGUAAAUUCGUCUCCUGAUGUCUGUACCACCUCCGGUGUUGUUUCAUCUGGAUUACGUUAUGCUCUGUCGUCGUCGUCAUCAGGUCCUGCUGCUGCUACUGCAACUGCUCAAGGUUCAAUGUGA